This is a messenger RNA of Capsicum annuum, 1405 nucleotides long. Its product is annotated as desiccation-related protein PCC13-62. Bases 149 to 1177 code for a protein of 342 amino acids. The transcript has 3 exons. The record is from RefSeq and is a predicted model, not a curated record. NCBI's taxonomy places the organism in Eukaryota, Viridiplantae, Streptophyta, Magnoliopsida, Solanales, Solanaceae.
AUUCAAUGAAAUGUUUUAAAAUAUCUAUCAUAAUCUUACAAGUUAAUCAAAGGGGUAGGAUUUGGGGAGAGGAGAAGGAUAAGGGUCUGGUUCUUGGCGUUUCCCGAAUAAACUUCCAACUUCUGAACAUUAUAUAUAUUGAACCAAAAUGCACAUAUCAUACACAACAUCUGAAAGAAAAAAAACUCCUUGUUCCUUAAUUAACAAUAUCAAAUUUAAUAUGGCUUCUAUAUCAACCUUUACCUAUUUCUUAGUCACUUACAUAGUCCUUGGUGAAAUUUUCUUUGUAACAUUUUCAUAUGCAACAGAUACUACUACUUGUCCAUCAGGCUAUCCAGAUAAGGGAGUGGCAGUGGACAAAGAUGACAUAGACAAGAUGCAAUUUGCAGUGAACUUGGAGUUUUUAGAAGCUGAGUACUUUUUAUGGUCUUCUUUUGGAUAUGGGCUUGACGUAGCUGCACCAAAUUUGCCUAUGGGUGGGCCUCGUCCUAUUGGUGCUCAAAAAGCAAAUCUUGAUCCACUUACCCAGGCCAUUGUUAGAGAGUUUGCUAACCAAGAAGUUGGUCAUCUAAGAGCACUUAAAUCGACAGUUGGCAUAUUUCCAAGACCAUUAUUGGAUCUUAGUGCCGAAAAUUUUGGCAAGUUAUUUGACGAAGCAUUUGGGCUCAAAUUGGAUCCUCCCUUUGAUCCAUAUAGAGACGGCUUGAGCUACAUGUUAUCCUGCUAUGUAAUCCCCUAUGUUGGAUUGGUUGGUUAUGUUGGUACCAAUCCCAAUAUCAAUGGAUACAAAACCAAAAGGCUUUUGGCAGGAUUAUUGGGUGUUGAAUCAGGACAAGACGCAGUUAUCAGGAUGUACCUCUAUGAAAGAGCAACACGAUUAGUUUCCCCUUACAAAUACACAGUGGCUGAAUUCACUUCUCGUAUAUCAACACUAAGGAAUAAAUUAGGAAAAUGUGGGAUCAAAGAUGAAGGCCUAUUCGUUCCACCACAACUCGGAGCAGAAAAUCGGACUAUAAGUAACGUGUUAUCAGCUGAUUUCGAUUCACUUUCAUACAAAAGAACACCUGCUGAGAUUCUGAGGAUUGUGUACAGCUCUGGGGAUGAACAUGUGCCUGGUGGAUUUUAUCCUAAAGGUGCUAAUGGAAAAAUUGCCAGGGGAUUUCUGAAAAAGACAUGAGAAUAAUUAAAAGCUUAUCUAUCUAUCUAUAUUAGUAAUAAAUUUCAUGAAGAAAAAUAAACAUGCAUAAUCUUUGUUUUAGCAUACGCCAAAUAAUUGCUUUCAUGCAGAUUCAGUAUUGGGGUUGUAGCAGCUUUAUAUAAAAGCUGAGUUAGGAAGCAUUGUUCUAUUUAAUUUCCUCAACCUGUUGUUUAAAAUUUUUCAUAAAUAGUUAAUUGUGUUCCUUAA